Molecule: messenger RNA, 354 nt
Organism: Podarcis lilfordi (Lilford's wall lizard)
Lineage: Eukaryota; Metazoa; Chordata; Lepidosauria; Squamata; Lacertidae
Source: the annotation of a GenBank genome assembly
AUGACAAUGUGCAAAGAGAUGAAUUGUCGCCUAAAAAAUUCCCUGCAACAUGGUAAUAUUUGCAAUCUUGGUAUUUGUGCUGCUGCCUCAGACUGUGUGCAAGUUUCCUCUUGCUCCUACCAUGCUCUGUGCAGUAUGGUACUUUACAUGAUGUUGGUGUCAGUGCUGCUUCCUCCAGAUGAGUGCAAGGCUGCUGUUGCUCCCUGUUCCAUCCGUGACCCUCUUCCUAUUCUUCACAAAUAUUUCCAGUCUGGAGAUGUUGUUAUUGCUGGCAUUAUGUCUCAAAUCUAUAUAACUUCAAGCAUAGCCUUCGAUGAACCUCCUACACCUGAACUCUUCGAUGACAUUCUGUAA